AGGCUUAUGUUACUGUUGAUGGGUUCGGUUAACUGGGUUUUCAUUCCGUUUCAGAUUUGUUUCGACACACACUUACAGAAAUUUGCAGGAUGCUGUGGUGAUAUUUUCUAUGAUUUAAUCAAAUGAACUAUUUGAUGUCAGUAGUUUGAGGGCUCUGACCGCAACACACAGUAGCAGCAGCGAUGAGGGAGGAGAAGCGGCACCAAUUGAUGCAGAACCUAUUCGGUGAUCAAUCUGAAGAGGAAGAGGAAGAGGUCGACUCUGAGCAUGAGUCCAAUCCCCAGCCCGAUUCUGUAUGAUCCUCUAAUUUCAAGUUUCCUUUCUAUUCUGAUUCCAAAAGCAUGUUUGGGAAUGAUUAGGGUUUCAAUUUCUACUUUAAUCUUAGCUGAAGGAAGAUAUAGGUUGUCUUUUUUGUUAAUGGCGGUGGAUGAUUUGGAUGAAAGUAUGAAUCUUGGUAAUUUUUUUGCUUGCAGUUGUUUGGGCCUGGACUGAGGAAGUUUUGUGGAAUGAGAUUCUUAUGAUUAGUCAAUUUUAGUGGGAUUGUUGUUUCAAUCUGGAUAAUGAAUGAUGUCGUUUUCCUAUUCGGUCUGUCCUUUGACAGUGUAGCAGAUCUGGAAUUUUGUGAAAUGCUCUUUAUUGAGAAUGAAGUGCCACUAAUUCAAGACGAAUAAAAAAAAUUUGCACAUUUUCUGAUUAGAAAUAUAGAAUUGGUUUUAAAUUAUUUUCUUGACUGUUUGGUUCUGAUGUGCUUUACCGAUAAAUCAUGGGUUUGCAAGAUAUUUUUUGUUGUUUUCUCUUGCCGUUGACUGGGGAUGUGGGUGAUCCUGUUACCCUGUACACCGCAGUACAGGGCGGUAACAAGAUUAUCUAUUGUGCUACUGCACUCUCUAUAAUCAGCGGAGACCUCUAUAGGGCUGAUCAAGGAGGGGUCUACAAUCUUACCAAAGCAUUUCAGGACUAUAACAACAAAAUGGCGCAAUUACGAGCAGGAAAGAGUAGCAAGAGCAAACUUACAAUUGUAAAGUUCAAGACUCUGGAGUCAGUGGAUGGAUGGGAAGUUCGUCAGGGGACUUACUUUGGGUCGGACCCUCGACCGGUAAAUGCCUGUGUGCAAAGGAUUGUCAUGGCAGCGAGAUCAUGUCGCUCUGGGAAGCUCUUUUGACGGCCGCCGUUGUUGGAGGUCAGUCUCUUCCUCUGCUUCCACUCCACUCCAUUCAUUUUAAUUUUAAUUUUUUGUUUAUAGAGAGAGGACUUAGAAAAACAAAAAAUAUAUUUAUUUUUGUAAUGGUUGUCAUGAAUUUCCUUUUGACUAAACAAAACAUAAUCAGUUUAUUUGCUUUACUGAGAAUGUAGCGUUUAUUGUGAUUAA
Malus domestica (apple) is the source of this 1369-nucleotide messenger RNA. RefSeq names its product protein HIGH CHLOROPHYLL FLUORESCENCE PHENOTYPE 173, chloroplastic-like. The record is from RefSeq and is a predicted model, not a curated record. NCBI's taxonomy places the organism in Eukaryota, Viridiplantae, Streptophyta, Magnoliopsida, Rosales, Rosaceae.